UCUCCCAUCGAGCGCGUCCCCAGGUGGCGGAUAGGGGGAGUUGUGUCAAGCCUAGUGAUUAUCAAUUUAGUGUUAAUUAAUACCAAAUUAAUGAUCACUAGGAUUGGCAUAGCUUAGGCCGUGUCUUGUCACUGCCCGCGGACCAAAACUGUCAUUCCUCCCUAGCAUUUUCCUUUCUCUAUUCCUUUUCCUAAAUCCACAAUUCCCCCUCCCCCACUUGUAAGGUUAAGGUGGUUGGUAGCUGUGCCGAGAACCUGAAUGGCUAGUUAGUGGUUAAAGAGGACUAGUCGCUAACAGCUCCCCUCCGACGUCAGGGCACGGGUCGGUUGUAAAACAUUAGUCGCCUAGUCCAUGUACGCCGUCACUGCAUGGAUUGUCCAAACCCUUACGUGCCAACUCGUGGGAACAAAAUAUGGAACAAAACAAUUUAAAAACAAACACACAAACAACAAAUCAAAAUAAUGCAAAUGAGCAGCGUCCGGGACGCUCUAAGAGAAGGAAGUCCUAUGGCGAUAUUAUAAAGUCGCGCUAUGCAAAAGCCUGCUUUAUAUUGGCGAAAAUAGAAAAUAAUUCACGAAAUGGUACGCCUCACGAAAAUGAUGAGAGCGAUCGUCAAAAAUUUCAACUGGUGGUUGAUGAAUGCCUAAAGUACCAGGAAUCAAAGGCUGAAGUAAAGAAGGAGGUGAAUGAGGCGCCCAAGGAGAUGAAGAAAGAGACAACUGAGAUCAUUAGAGAUGAAGUUAGUAUGGCGCCAAAUAAGGAAUAUGUGCCUAAGGAUAAGAAGAACAAAAAGCCAACCAAGGUCAUUACAGAUGAACUGUGCAUGGCUUUGGCUAACGAAAGUAAUGGCCAGCUGAAGCCAGUGGUGGCCGAAUGGCCAAUGAUAGAAAAUGAAAUGAGUAAUAUUUUAUAUAAAUACCUGCUACACAAUAAAAGCUGUCCAAUUCCCCGCUAUGAUUCGGGUGAGAUAUAUCGAGGCUUCUUUUUAAUACAGUGCAAGGACACCUUCUCUAAGGACUUUCUCAGUAACUGUGUAACAAAGGUACGCGAUGCAUUUAAAGGUUUUAGCUUAACGCUUAUACCGGCAGCGCAGAUUCCGGAAGGGGGUUUUGAUGAUAAAACUUUCAACACAUUAACAACUAAUGCCAACACGAAUAUUGAAUGUAAAGAGGAAGAGUUUAUUGUAGCACCGCCGCCACCUACUUGGCAAAAUGACACAGCUGAAACCAAGCUUGAUAUGGAAGACAGAAAGGAAGACAUAGAUAAGAUAAAACUUCUUGAUAAAAACGCUAAUAACUGUUAUCAAAAUUACCUGCAGCGUUAUCAAUAUUUUACUAAUAAGGGCAAAUUAAAAAGUCGAGACAAAAAAAAAUUACGUAGAUGUGAAAGAAAGAUUCGUAAUUUCGAAAUACGUCAUGGUAUCAGAAAAGAAAUAGACGACGAAAUGAAUACGCCACAACAAAACGAAGGCUUUCAACUGUCAGUUAACUAUUUUGAUACAGAUGACGACAACCUUUCUAGAGAUAGCAUGGCAGACAAUCCAUUCAGACGAGAUUUUCCUCAAACUUCCAGGUCAAGCUAUGACCAUGAGUUUGAAGGCCUAAAUAACCAGCAGCCGGAGGAGGAGGAAUGUUUUACUGGACGGCAUAUAUCAUCUAAAACCAAAUCCAAUUACAAGCGAGCUCUUCGCUUUUUGCGUAAUCUGACUGAAUUCACGGAUUUAACGUAUAAACAACAAAAGUACAAAAAUAAAUAUCUGAAAAUGAUUAAAAGAUAUGAACAAAUUUUGGGUAUAAACAAUGAAAUGUUGGAUUACCCAGAAACACAAACUUCAAACGAUUUCAGGGGACAGUAUAGUGGCUGGAAUUACCACGAUUGGGAUGAAGAAAACUACAAUGAAAUGGAAAGAGAUGGAGCAGAAUUUCCGGAACUUGAACAAAUGUCGGGAUUUACACAAAAUUCCAGUUCAUGGAACUAUGGUGAGCCGGAAGCAGCAGGUUACAAUGAAAUGAGAAGAGACUAUACAACAAUAAGGCAAAGAAUUGAAUGUACUUCAACUGCAAGGAAUAACUUUGAGCCUGAAUUGGAACAAAACUUUACCUCAAAUAGACAUAGAACAGCAUAUCCUUCUACUGAACAAAUGUCACAACGAUUUUCAACUGAGAGGAGUAACUUUGAGCCUAAAUUGGAAACAAUAUCUGAUAACUUCACCUCAAAUAAACAUGGAGCAGUAUAUCCAGCAACUGCAAGGAGUAAGAUUAAGACGGAAAUUGAACAAAUGCCCCAUAAAAUGCCAAAUAGUUCCUGGAACCAUGAAGCAGCAGGCAAUGAAAUGAGAGCAAACCAUUCCACCUCAAAUAGACCAAGAUCCGAUUUUACUUCAACUGCAAGCAAUAGUUUGAUGUCCAACAAAAUGUCAAAUAGUUCCUGGAACUAUGAAACAGCAGGCAAUGAAAUGAGAGGAAACCAUUCCACCUCAAAUAGACCAAGAUCCGAUUUUUCUUCAACUGCAAGCAAUAGUUUGAUGCCCCCUAAAAUACCUAAUACUUCCUGGAACUAUGAAGCAGCAGGCAAUGAAAUGAGAGCUAACCAGUCCACCUCAAAUAUACCACGAGCAGAAUUUUCUUCAAGCCACAGGUUUGAAAAUGAGCCGAGACAAAUACAAACAUUGGUGACCAACAAAAUGCCAAAUAGUUCCUGGAACUAUGGCCAUCCGGAAGUCGAAAGUUACAAUAAAACGAGCGGCAAUUCAGGCCAAAGAUCAGUAUGGCCCCAAACUAUAACAAGUCAAUUUCAUUCUGAUGUUUCGAACCAAAAUAUAAUGCGAAAUAGUUCUUUAGUUGAGUGCGCUGCAGCUGGCCGAUCACCAUUGAAUAUCGAUUUAAAAACUAAAGCAAACACUUUGGGGGAAUCUAAAAAAACCAUGUUGGAAAAACAAAUUUAUGAUUUUCUUAAUAACAUAGGAGAUGAAGAGGACCCAGAAGAGCUUUCCUACACUUCGGUGAAACCUUCGGUUGCAGCAGAACUUAAACGUAAGUCAGAUAGUUCAAGAAAAAGUCCCGCCGAUCGCUUUGAUAUUUGUCAGCCCAAUAAUGAAGACAAGCCAACAACUUCAAGCAGGAGGUGUGAUCCUAGAAAAACCUUGACUUCAUAUCCUGUUACUGAAGAACUAAAACCUAAGUCGGAUAGUUCAAGAAAAAGUCCCGCCAAUCGCUUUGAAGACAAAACAACAACAUUAAGCAGAAGCUCGGAUACCAGAAAAACAUCACAUUCAUUCACUUCGGCGAAAACUCCGGUUGCAGCAGAACUAAAACGUAAGUCAGAUAGUUCAAGAAAAAGUUCCGCCGAUCGCUUUGAUAUUUGUCAGCCCAAUAAUGAAGACAAGCCAACAGCUUCAAGCAGGAGGUGUGAUCCUAGAAAAACCUUAACUUCAUAUCCUAUAACUGAAGAACUAAAACCUAAGUCUGACAGUUCAACAAAAAGUCCCGCCAAUCGCUUUGAAGACAAAACAAAAACUUUAAGCAGAAGCUCGGAUCCUAGAAAAACAUCACAUGCAUACACUUCCAUGAGAAUUCCGGUUACAGCAGAACUAAAACGUAAGGCCGACAGCUCAAAAACAAGUUCAAAAACCCCUCAUGCCAUGGAGGUCAUUUCUUUAUCGGAUGACAGCGACUGUGAGCAGGAUAGAGCCAGACAAGAAUAUUACAAAGCUCUGGGUUAUUUGAGAAAGCUAGAAUCCCUUGAUCCCCAUACACUCAGUGAACAAGAGACACGCUUUCAAGAAACCAGCCGUUUUAUGGUGAGACAAUUUGAAAACCAGUUUGGCUUGAAGGCCAACAAAAGCAUGACCUCCACUGCACAUGUCUCCAAUGAGGAAGUCAGCAUGGCUAGCAGGGAGAAGAGGAGUCGUCGGAGUUUCCCUACAAACUCUGAUAUGGUACCAACAACACAGAAGCCGGGCGAGCAUAGUAGAUCUUGGACAUUCGAAAAUACGAAAAGCUAUCCACAAACUUCCAGCAGCUCUUGGCAAAACUCCAAUGAAAUGUAUACGAAAAAUCCAAGGGGAGAUAUGCCAGAAUCUCCGCGAUCCACAAUUGACAAUGAUACCUAUCCCACCAUUACCAACAACCCUGAUCUACAAAUUGCCAUCAUCGAUCGCAAUGAAAAAGAUUUUAAAAUUCCCAAAAUAUCCUGGUCUAAAAUCGAACAAGAAUUGCUGCAAGCUUUAGUGCAUGAGGUGGAGCGAACCAACAACACCAACAUUGCCAUGUUCGAUGGUAUGCAUUGGAAGUAUGGCAUCAAAAUUGUGCAAUGUGAGAAUAUGGAAUCAUUGAAUUUCAUUAAACGUUUCAUCAUCAAACUGUCGCUGAAAAGCACAGGCGCGCAAUACGAUGUUAUACCCGUAAAAGAGCUGCCACGGCGUUCCAUUGUCAAAGUUUCAAUACCGCCACCCAAUUUAGAUGAUAACGCCAUCUUUAAGAUUCUAAAGGCACAAAAUCAUACGCUUUAUACCUUGGACUGGACACUGAUAAACAGCCGGGAAAUGAGUAAUAAAAAUGGCAAAAAUCUGUACAUAAGUAUUUCUUCCACAUCACUGAGACGUCUCAGACAGAUUAAAGGUGAAAUACGUUAUGGCAUAAAUCGUCUGCAGGUGGAAUUGCCACAGGAGGAUGAUGAGGCGAGUGGAGGAAAUUUUGAAUAAGCUUUUUAAGAAUGUUUUAAAACAUUCAUUUUGCAGAAAGACUGAAUUGUAAAACAAAAUGCUGGAAUACUUCCGAGGUUUUAACAGGAAAUAUAAGUGAAUGUCCUAAGAUACAAACUAAAUUUCCUGGGAUUAUGAAUUACCCUAAAUGAAAGUAAAGCAUUGCUGUUAUUGUGAAUUGUUUAUUUGUGAGUGUUUUUAGCUUGAAUUUUCCCCCAAAGUCCAAACUGCCAACACUUUUGUUAUAACCAGUGAUCUUAAGAUUGCCUUAAGCAGGUUGGAUUAAGUGGAUAAGGGACAAGUCAAGUCUUGACAUUAAAAAUUAUAUAUAUAAAGGAAAUAGGCCAAAAUAUUUAUGUCUGCUGAUGCCAGUGGAAAUAUUAAGGAACAAAAAAGGAAGCCAAGCAGAGCAAUUUGUGCAAAAUCAAGCAGUUUUAUUUGUAUUUUUACUUACCCCAAGGACACAGCAUACUACAAAUACGAAGCAAUAUUUACCCAGCUCAAUCUGAAAUAAAAUGAAUUUUUGUUUCGAAACCUCUCGCCAGAUUCAGCAACAGCCGGGUAAAAAUGCAAGAUUUUUCUAUCCAGAGAUAAACUUAGAGCAACAGCAGUAAUUUCACAAAAUUUAUCUACAAUUUUUAUAAUUUUUUGUUAAGGGCAUUUUAACAAAGUAUAAUUAAAGAAGUCAUUAUUUUUGCGUUAAAAAUCAGGAAGUAUAUAGUGCUUUCUACCAGAAAACACAGUAUUAUUUUUUAAAUAGAAAAUAUUUAUGUUAAAACAAACAAAAAAAACAAAUUUACUUUCAAUGAAUAAAAAAUUUUAAAUAAAAUAAAUUUUUCUGAAAUACAAACCAAAAAA
Messenger RNA from Calliphora vicina (urban bluebottle blowfly), 5560 nucleotides. RefSeq lists its product as uncharacterized. The transcript is spliced from 4 exons. NCBI's taxonomy places the organism in Eukaryota, Metazoa, Arthropoda, Insecta, Diptera, Calliphoridae. Bases 413 to 4702 code for a protein of 1429 amino acids. The record is from RefSeq and is a predicted model, not a curated record.